AUGUCAUUGAUCAAUUCGCUCAAGCUUGACAAUUUCGCCGAUGUCGUGUUCGCCAGAAACGAAUGUGAGCUCAUCACGACAUUUCUCGAGGAGCAAAUUGAAGGCGAUCUGUCGUCGGUGGAGAUUCGCGAUCUCACAACCCAUCUGAUUCGGAAUCGGCUUUGCAGUGGCGACUUCAUCGAGAAUCGGCCGGCGAAAAAAUGGCUCUUCCUCAUAUUCCGCCUUUCGCGUGUUCUAUUUCGCGACAAGACCCGAGUCGCGCAGUUCCACACAAUCGAUGCGCAUUCCAAUUUUGUGCGAACCGUUCAAUUUAUUGCUUCUAGAUUCCUAAGGAAUGAGCAAGAUUGGAACGGGACAAUUGUUAAUACUCUAAAUGUGAUCCAAAAACUGGUCGAUUGCGGCGACACCGCUCAAAAGUUCGUCGAGGCGGGCCUCGAGAACAUCGUGCUCAUGCUGCUCGCGAGCCGCCAAAUGUCGGUCCUUCAACAUUCGCUGGAGAUUCUCGGCCGCCUGUCGGAUUGGUCGGACGCGUGUCGCGAGCAUCUGUGCGAGACGAACACGAUCGACGUGUGCCUUCAGCUGAUUCCCGACGGCGACAUUCUCACACAGAAGCUGUGCGUCAGCCUUCUACGGAUCCUCUCGUGCGAGGAGCAGGCGCGCGAGCAGAUUCGCAUCUACGACGGCGUGCCGACGCUGUUGGGUUUGAUCUCGUUGAAGAACAGCCGAUUGCAAUGGCACGUGGCGUGGACGUUGGCGCAACUCGCCGAGCAAGUCGACACCUCGCUGGAAAUCGCGCAACUCGGCGGAAUCGGUUUGAUAUUUGCGGAAAUCGCGAAUCCGAAGCCGCCCGAGAAGGCGGUCAGCGAUUGGAUCGCCAUGCUCACCGGCCUCACAGCACUGCUGGCGCAACUCUGUCAAACUAGCAGCAAUCAGCAGCUGAUCACCAACAGCAACGGCGUGUUCAUUCUCGGCAAACUUUUGGGAAUCCGAACGUUCGCCAAAAAUCCGGACACUUGCGACUCAUGGCGCCUAUUGCAGUGCUCCAUAUUUCGUGUGCUUCGCCUUUUGUAUACGCUCGAACGAGCGCGGAAUCUGUUGAAGAAGGUGUUCGACACGAGCAUCUAUGAGCUUUUCGUCGACAUCGGCAAUUAUAUUCACGCGUUGUCGAGUUACGAGCAAGUCGCCGAGCGCUACGAGACCUACAUGGAAGAGCAUCCGGAGUUCGCGAGAGACUGGGAGCCGGUCAACGAGAGGAAACAAGCGAUGGGCGAGGUCGGCGAGUACGAGCUUCUCGAUCAGAUCGGCGCCGGCGCGUUCGGGUGCGUCUACACGGUGCGCAAGAAGAACGGCGAUGUGCCGGCGAAGCUCUACGCGCUCAAAGAGAUCUUCAUGACGAAUGUGAGCAGCAGCGAUCGGGGCGAGGAGAAGUCGUUCGGCGACAUGAUCAGCGAGGUCAAAAUCAUCAAACAACAAUUGAGGCAUCCGAACAUUGUGAGAUAUCGACGCAUUUUCGUCGAGAACCAUCGAUUAUACAUCGUAAUGGACUUGAUUCAAGGCGGAUCGUUGCGCGACCACAUUGUGACGAUGAAGGAGAAGCGCUCGAAUUUCGACGAGUCGCGCGUCUGGCGCCUCGUCGUCCAGAUGAUGUUGGCGCUUCGCUAUCUACACAAAGAGAAGCAGAUUGUUCAUCGCGACUUGAAGCCGAACAAUAUAAUGCUAACCGACAACGAUCGAGUGGUGAUAACGGAUUUUGGACUCGCGAAACAAAAAGGCGUCGAAUAUCUGAAAUCGGCCGCCGGCACCAUCAUCUACAGUUGUCCGGAGAUUGUGCAAAACGUGCCGUACGGCGAAAAAGCGGACAUCUGGUCGUUCGGCUGCUGCGUGUAUGAGAUGUGCCAAUUGACGGCUCCGUUCCAUUCGACGAACAUGCUCACGCUGGCGAUGGAGAUUGUCGAAGCGCGCUACGAACCGAUGUCCGAUUCGUGGGGUGCCGAAUUGCGCGAUUUGAUUCGAUCGUGCCUCACACCGAAUCCGUCGGACCGACCCGACAUCCUUCGAAUCUCAUCGCUGUGCGGUCCGAAGAUCCUCGAGUAUCUCGACGAAGUCGCGAGAGAUCAGGCGUCGAUGUCGGAAUCGCAUAAAGAAUCGCUGAACAAUUCAUUCAAUUCGACGACAAGCCUAAUGCCGAGGCGAUCGCUGGUGACGCUGCCGCCGAUCGAGGUCAGCAAGCCGCGACGGAAUCAGUCAAUGUCGGCGAGCGACUUUAAUCGAAACUCGUUGCCGCCGAUAGAGACGAGCGUGGCGGUGAGACGACGGGUGAAGACGUGCUCCACCGAGCAUCCGGCGCGAAGCAGCAGCACGACGGAUUUGAAGCCGGCGGUGAAAUUCGAUGGGCUUUGUGUUCGCAGCAACGCUCUACGACCGAUUCAGGACCCGGUCCUCAUGAUUCUGGAUCAGAUCCAUCGCAUCGUUGUCAUCACCGAUCGGGAGAAUCCGGCGACGGGCACGAAUCAUCAAAGGCGUCUGGUUGAGAUGUUUCGAAAGAAGCUGCUCGGCCGGGAGAGCACCGCCGAGCAAAUGAAGAAGCAUUUGCGAAAGCUCGCCGCUGAAUCAAGCGACGAAAUCGACAUGAAUCUCGGCUUCUCCGAUUUUCGUCCGGUGCUUCUUCAAGCGCACCUCAAUGGCUAUCAGAAGGACCAGAAGGUGACGCGGAUCACCUACGAGCAGUUGUCGGCGUGCAUUCAGAGUCUUUCAUGA
Caenorhabditis bovis is the source of this 2757-nucleotide messenger RNA. The record is from the annotation of a GenBank genome assembly. NCBI's taxonomy places the organism in Eukaryota, Metazoa, Nematoda, Chromadorea, Rhabditida, Rhabditidae.